This is a messenger RNA of Lacerta agilis (Sand lizard), 1488 nucleotides long. It is a transcript of the gene TWF1, whose product is annotated as twinfilin actin binding protein 1. The record is from RefSeq and is a predicted model, not a curated record. Gene Ontology annotation, molecular function: actin filament binding; actin monomer binding. Lineage: Eukaryota; Metazoa; Chordata; Lepidosauria; Squamata; Lacertidae. The coding region runs from base 93 to 1145 and encodes 350 amino acids. Gene Ontology annotation, cellular component: cytoplasm; actin filament; myofibril. The transcript has 9 exons. Gene Ontology annotation, biological process: positive regulation of neuron projection development; actin filament depolymerization; regulation of lamellipodium assembly.
CCCGGGCCGGUCUGCUCGCUCUUUCCCCGGCGCCGCCUCCUGCCUUUGCCCCCGGCCCGAGAGGCGGCGGUUCCCGGCGGUUUCUCGGCGUCAUGUCCCACCAGACCGGCAUCCAAGCUAGCGACGAAGUCCAAGAAACCUUUGCUAGAGCCAGAAACGGACAAUACAGGUUUUUGAAAAUAGUUAUCGAAAAUGAACAGCUGACUGUGGGAUCAGCAAGGCAACCUGUUGGAUCCUGGGAAGCGGAUUACGAUUCCUUUGUUCUCCCACUCCUUGAAGAAAAGCAGCCAUGUUAUAUUCUUUACAGAUUAGAUUCUCAAAAUGCUCAAGGAUAUGAGUGGAUCUUUAUUGCAUGGUCACCAGACCAUUCUCCUGUUCGUCAGAAAAUGUUGUAUGCAGCUACCCGGGCAACCCUGAAGAAAGAAUUCGGAGGCGGGCAUAUUAAAGACGAAGUGUUUGGAACCAACAAGGACGAUGUUUCGCUGAACGGUUACCGAAAGUACUUGGUAACUCAGUCCUCGCCUGCCCCUCUGACCGCAGCCGAAGAAGAACUUCGUCAGAUCAAGAUUAACGAGGUACAAACUGACGUCAGUGUUGACACUAAGCACCAGACUCUACAAGGUGUAGCAUUCCCAAUAGCUAAAGAAGCCCUCCAGGCACUUGAAAAACUGAAAAACAAGCAGCUUAACUAUGUGCAGUUGCAAAUUGAUAUGAAAAAUGAAACUAUCGAACUGGCUAGUACACUCCCAACGGAGCUGAAGGACUUGCCAAAAAGAAUUCCAAAGGACUCGGCACGGUACCAUUUUUUCCUCUACAAACAUUCCCACGAAGGAGACUACUUGGAAUCAAUAGUUUUUAUCUACUCCAUGCCGGGCUAUAUGUGCAGUAUACGAGAACGGAUGCUCUACUCUAGCUGCAAGAGUCCUCUUCUAGAAAUUGUAGAAAGGCAACUGUGGAUGCAGAUCAUCAGAAAGAUUGAAAUCGGCGAUGGGGAAGAGUUAACUGCCGACUUCCUUUAUGAAGAAGUUCAUCCCAAGCAGCAUGCACACAAGCAGAGUUUUGCCAAGCCGAAAGGACCUGUAGGCAAAAGGGGAAUCCGAAGGCUGAUUAGGGGCCCGGCAGAAGCCGAAACACCUACUGACUAAAUGCAGCACCGGGAACAGAAGCAUUACGGUGGGGGGGGGGGUAGGGAACCCACCCUAGCCUUUAGAAAUGAACUGAAAGCAUUCCACACCCCUCUUUUUCCAGGAGAAUAAGGUGACUCGUGAUUUUUCACUGCACUUAAGACACCACCUUAGAUGUUACAAGGUCCACAGCCUGUGGUUGUAAUGAAUUGGGUUAAACUAAAACUAGAAGCUUGUAUAAGGUUAAUUCUAAUAUGAAUUAAUAUCAUAGCCUUACAGUUCAACACUACUCUAUAUGUAGCAUAUUUAGGUCUGAAGUCAGUUUAGUGACAACAUAAAAUGGAUCAUUAGCUAGAUAUUGAAA